This is a messenger RNA of Sinocyclocheilus grahami, 10846 nucleotides long. RefSeq names its product titin. Gene Ontology annotation, cellular component: membrane; sarcoplasmic reticulum. Lineage: Eukaryota; Metazoa; Chordata; Actinopteri; Cypriniformes; Cyprinidae. Bases 101 to 8785 code for a protein of 2894 amino acids. Gene Ontology annotation, molecular function: signaling receptor binding. The transcript is spliced from 137 exons. The record is from RefSeq and is a predicted model, not a curated record.
UCCCGCUGUGAAGCCCAUCCCUCCCACUGGUGUAGAUGCCCCGGCUAGGGCAGUGCACCCAGACUUACUUACAGCCCGGAGCCAUGGAUUUUUAAGAAUCAUGAAUCGCCCGGCACAAUAUGUGGUUAUCAUCACACUUCUGAUCUCUUGGUCAAUAGCAGGUGUUGUCAUGUUUGACUUUGUCAGUGACGAUCAGAUUGCAAGCAUCCAAGAUUUCGGCUCUGAUCCAGUGCUAGCAGUGAACAAAGCCAUUGAAGUCAUUGAAAACAGGAUAAACCAUAUGAAUGAUAUGUUUAAUGAUGCUCAAGAGCACGUCACUGAAAUAAUAUUUAAUCCGGUGGAAGCUAUUAGUUCAGCUGCUGACUCAUCUGUGUCUUAUCUGUCAGGAAUAUUUAGUGCUGAUGGAGAUUCAGGAAUCACUGAAACAGUGAAAUAUGGGGGCACUGUAUUGGAUGAGGCUACAGAAUGGAUCAAAUCCCCAGUGAGCUACGUAUUCCACUUAUUUGAAGACAUUCUGGAUAUAGUGGUUGCUCCAGUGGAUAUGGUCAGUGAAGCUCUUGUGCAAAUUUUAAGUGGGAUCAAGACUGUUAUACAGUGUAUUUCCACCAUGUUUAGGGGCAUUGAAGGGGACACAGGCAUCACUGAAACAGCGAAACUUGGUGGCACUGUAUUGGAUGAGGUUACUGACUGGAUUAGAUUCCCAGUGGCUUACUUAUUCCACUUAUUUGAAGAUAUCCUGGAUGUAGCAAUCAUUUAUCCAGCAGACACUGCCAGUGAAGCAGCUCUGCAAAUUUUAAGUGGGAUCAAGACCAUUUCUUCAGCCAUAUUCGGGAACCUUGAAGCUUGGUUUCCCAAAAUGAGCACUGAUCCUGCGGAGCUGGCUGAAAUAGUUGUAGAGGAGGCCACAGAAGUAAAGACCACUGUUUCUAAUUACCUAUCCAGUCUGUUUGCAGCGGAUGAAGGUGGUAUUCCUGACCUUAGCUUUGAUCCCAUGAAAGUUGUCACAGACACUGUUGAAGAGUUUGCUGACAGGAGGGAUAUGUUCUUGGCUUAUCUCUCAAACAUGCUCAUGGAAGACAAAGAUGACACACCACAAGUGAUAAGACGAAAAGGAGAAUUUCUGCCCCCUAUGGAAAAAGUUGCAGAAAUACUAGGCAAAACACAGGACCCUGCCUAUGCUGCCUACAUUGCUGUGAGAUCCACAGACAGUACUAAACAGGAAAUAAAAGAGGUUGAGGAGGAACGCGGUGAGGUAGAAGCUGCUGAAGAUACAACUGAAAAAGCUCAAGAUAUUGUGGACGUUACAACGGAGGAAGGGAGGGUUGAAACGGCUUGGGACAGCUCUGAUGUCACAGUUGAAGACGAUGAGGCUGCCUCCGAUGUCAUGGAGGAGGAUAAAACUGCUGGAACAGUUGAAGAUAUUGCAGAUGUUACAGAGGAGGAACCUUCUGUUAUGCAAGAAGACAUAGAUGAGAAAAUAGAACCUGAAAAGUUUGAAGAUAUCUCAGAUUUUGCAGAGGAUAAAUCAACUGAAACGACAUCUGAUGCUACAGAUGUGAAAGAUGUUGACGCUGCCUCAGAUGUUGUUAAAGAGGAGGAAGAAGUUGCUGAAAGAGUUGAAGACGCAGAUGUAACAGAGGAGAAACCAUCAGAUAUACCAGAAGUCACAGAUGAGGAAACAGUGACUGAAAAGGCUGAAGAUAUCUCAGAUUUCGCAGAGGACAAAUCAACUGAAAUUACUGAAUCUGAUGCUACAGAUAUGAAAAACAUUGACGAUACCUCAGAUGUCGUUACAGAGGAAGAAGAAGUUACUGAAACAGUUGAAGAUGUAGAUUUUACAGUGGAGGAAACAUCUGAUAUUCCAGAAGUAAUAGAUGAGGAAAUAGCAACAGAAAAGUUUGAAGAUAUCUCAGAUUUUAAAGAGGACGAAUCAGCUGAAAAGACCUCUGAUGUGACAGAAGACAUUGAUGCUGUUACAGAGGAGGCAGUAGUUACUGAAACCGCUGAAGAUAUUCCAGAUGUUACAGAGGAGGAAACAUAUGACAUUCCAGAAGUCAUAGAUGAGGAAUUAGCAACUGAAAAGGCUGAUGAUACAUUUGACUCCAUAGAGGACGAGUCAACUAUGAUAACCUCUGAUGUGACAGAAGACACUGAUUAUACCUCAGAUGUUGUUACAGAGGGAGAAGUUACUAAAUCAGUUGAAGAUAUUGCAGAUGUUACAGAGGAACCAUCUGAUAUGCCAGAAGUCAUCGACAUUGAUGAUACCUCAGAUCAAGAUACCGCUGCAGUUAUAGAGGAGAAAGAAUCAACUGAAACAAUUGAAGAAGCAGCAAUUGAAACAGCAGAAGGUACUUCCUAUGUUACAACCAAAACUGAAUUAGACAAUACAGAUGAAAAUGAAUUUCAGAAAUAUCCCAAUGUUACAGAGGAGGAGGAAGAACCUGAAAAAGUUAAAGAUACUUCUGAUUUCAUAGGUGAGGAAGAAGAACCUGAGACAGAUGAAGAUGCCAGCACUGAAGAAACAGCCGAAGAUUCAGUAGAAAAAGAACAGCUACCUGAAUUGGCUGAAGCUACUCCAGAUACCAUCUGUGUAAAGGAAAAGACUGAAGCAACAGAACUUGAUGAUCUUGAAGUCCGGGGUAAAGAUGACAUGAAAGUGGAAGGCAAGGAGGAGAAGGAAGAUGUGGCAAUUGCUGAUGCUGAAAAGGGCACAAAGAAGAAAAUUCUUGAACAAGUGAAAGAAGCCAAACAGAAAAAAGCUAGAGAGGAGAUAUACAAAAUCAUUCAAGAUAUGCGGGAGAAGAAGGCUGAUGGUGAAGAGGAAGAGAUAACACUACAACAAAUAAACAUAACAGUAGAAAAAGUCAAGAAAAAAAAAGAACAUGAGAAAAAGGAGAUAGAAAAGGCUAAAAGCAAAGAUAAAUCCAAAGAGGACAAGACUCGAGAACCAACAAAAAAGGACACCAAGAAAAAACCUGACAAAAAGGUCAAGGUGACUAAAGUGGUUGAGGAACCUCCUCUAAAAAAGAAGAAAUCUGGACCUGAGAAAAAGGUUAAACAAGCAAAGAAAGAUGUUGAGGUGGCCAAGGACAAAAUCAAAGCAGUACCUGUAAAGAAAGAAGCUGAAGUGGCCAAAAAAGAGACCAAACCAGCACCAUCUAAGAAAGAGCCCAAAGUUACAAAAGAAAAGGCCAAACCAGCUCGUUCAAAGAAAGAAAAAGCUGAUGUUAUCAAAGAAAAGGCAAAACCAGCUCCAAAAGAAAAGGUUGCUGAGGUUGUCAAGAAAAAAGCUAAGCCAGUAAAGAAAGAACCUGAAGUUAUUAAAGAAAAGGUCCAGCCUGCACCUUCAAAGAAAGCUGAAGCUCCCAAGGAAAAAGCUAAACCUGUGAAGAAAUCUGAAGCCAAGGAUAAACCACCAGCACCUGUUAAAAAAGAAGCUGAAGUUGCUGUCGAAAAAGCAAAACUUGCUCCUGUAAAGAAGGAGCCUGAGGUUCCCAAAGAGAAGGCCAAACCGGAGCCCUCAAAGAAAGCAGCUGAAGAGAAAGAAAAAUCUGUCCCUGUGAAGAAAGCCAAAGCCCCCAAAGAGAAAGAGAAAGCUGCUCCAGUAAAGAAAGAGGCUAAAGCUCCCAAGGACAAAAUUAAACCGGCCCUUUUGAAGAAAGAGCCUGAUGUUUCUAAGGAGAAAGAAAAACCACCAACUGCCAAGAAAGAAGGGAAGCCAACAACUGCUCUUGUUAAAAAAGAGCCUGCAGUUGCAGAAGAGAAAGUCAAACCAGUACCUUUGAAGAAAGAUACUGAAGCUACUAAGGAGAAAGUGAAACCAGCCCCAGUUAAGAAAGAGCCUGAGGUUUCCAAAGAAAAAGCCAAGCCAGAACCUUCAAAGAAAGAACCUGAAAUUAUUAAAGAAAAGGAGAAACCUCCAAAGAAAGAAGCUGUAAAAGAAAAGCCCAAACCUGCUUCUGUAAAGAAAGAACCUGAAGUUCCAAAAGCAAAAGCAAAACCUGAACCUACCAAAAAAGAGGCAGAAGUUGCCAAGGACAAACUAAAACCUGUAGCUGUGAAGAAAGAACCUGCUGUUGCAGUUGAAAAGGCAAAACCUAAACCUGCACCAAAGAAAGAACCUGAAGUUACCAAAGAGAAAGCCAAACCAGAACCUGCAAAGAAAGCAGAACCUGAGAUAACCAAAGAGAAACCCAGGGCACCAAAGAAAGAGGCUAAAGUUGUCAAGGAGGAAGCUAAACCAGCUCCUGUAAAGAAAGAGGCUGAAGUCAUCAAAGAUGUUAAACCAGCCCAUGAGAAGAGAGAGGUCAUCGAGGAGAAAGUUAAACCAGCUCCUGUAAAGAAAGAGCCUGAAUUUGCUAAAGAAAAGACACCUGAACCAAAACCCAAAAUAGAGCCUGAAGUUGUCAAAGAGAAACCAGCACCUCCAAAGAAAGCUGAGGUUCCAAAGGAAAAGGCAAAGCCAGUCCCAGAAAAGAAAGCACCUGAAAUAAUCAAAGAAAAACCAAAGCCAGCUCCAAAGAAAGAAGCUGAAGUCAUCAAAGAGAAAGUAAAACCAGCCCCUGAGAAGAAAGAGGCUGAAGUCAUUAAGGAGAAAGUAGCUCCUGUAAAGAAAGUUGAGGUUCCAAAGGAAAAGGAAAAACCAGUUUCUGAAAAGAAAGAACCUGAAAUAACCAAAGAAAAACCCAAACCGGUGCCAAAGAAGGAGGCUGAAGUCAUCAAAGAGAAAGUUAAACCAGCUCCUGAGAAGAAAGAGCCUGAAGGCAUUAAAGAAAAAGUUAAACCAGCUCUUGAGAAAAAAGAGGCUGAAGUCAAGGAGAAAGCAAAACCAGCUCCUGUAAAGAAAGAAACUGAAGUUAUCAAAGAAAAAGCCAAAUCAGCCCCUGAGAAGAAAGAGGCUGAAGUCAUCAAGGAGAAAGCUAAACCAGCCCCUAAGAAGAAAGAGGCUGAAGUCAUCAAGGAGAAAGUUCAGCCAGCUCCUGUAAAGAAAGAGGCUGAAGUCAAGGAGAAAGCAAAACCAGCUCCUGUAAAGAAAGAAACUGAAGUUAUCAAAGAAAAAGCCAAAUCAGCCCCUGAGAAGAAAGAGGCUGAAGUCAUCAAGGAGAAAGCUAAACCAGCCCCUAAGAAGAAAGUUCCUCUAAAGAAAGGUGUUUCUGCUUUAAAGGCUAUUUUCAUCAAAGAGAAAGCUAAGCCAGCCCCUGAGAAGAAAGAGGCUGUAGUCGUUAAGGAGAAAUCUAAACCAGCCCCUGAGAAGAAAGAGGCUGAAGUCAUCAAGGAGAAAGUUCAGCCAGCUCCUGUAAAGAAAGAGCCUGAAGUUACUAAAGAGAAAGCUAAACGGACCCCUGGGAAGAAAGAGGCUGAAGUCAUCAAGGAGAAAAUUAAACCAGCCUCUGUAAAGAAAGAACUUGGGAUAAUUAAAGAAAAACCCAAGCCAGCACCAAAGAAAGAGGCUGAAGUCAUCAAAGAGAAAGCUAAACCAGCCCCUGAAAAGAAAGAGGCUGAAGUCAAGGAGAAAGCUAAACCAGCUCCUUUAAAGAAAGAGCCUGAAGUUGCUAAAGAAAAGGCUCCUGAACCAAAACCCAAAAAAGAACCUGAAGCUGUUAAAGAGAAAGCUAAACCAGUCCCUAAGUUGAAAGAAGCUGAUGUCAUCAAGGAAAAAUCUAAACCAGCCCCUGAGAAGAAAGAGGCUGACGUCAUCAAGGAGAAAGCUAAACCAGCUCCUGUAAAGAAAGAGCCUGAUGCUGUUAAAGAAAAGGCUCCAGAACCAAAACCCAAAAUUGAGGCUGAAGUCAUCAAAGAGAAAGCUAAACCUGUCCCUAAGAAGAAAGAGGCAGAAAUUAUCGAGGAGAAACUUAAACCAGCUCCUAUAAAGAAAGAGAAAGAGGUUCCUAAAGAAAGGGCACUUGAACCAACACCAGAACCUGCAAAGAGAGUUGAAGCUCCAAAGGAAAGGGCGAAACUAGUCCCUAAAGUAAAAGCACCUGAGAUAACUAAAGAAGAACCAAAACCAGCACCAAAGAAAGAGCCUGAAGUCAAGGAAAAGGCUAAACCAGCCCCUGAGAAGAAAGAGGCUGAAGUCAUCAAGGAGAAAGUUAAACCAGCUCCUGUAAAGAAAGAGCCUGAAGUUCCUAAAGAGAAAGCUCCUGAACCAAAACUCAAAAGAGUACCUGAAGUCAUCAAAGAGAAAGUAAAACCAGCCCCUGAAAAGAAAGAGGCUGAAGUCAAGGAGAAAGCUAAACCAGCCCCUGAGAAGAAAGAGGCUGAAGUCAUCAAGGAGAAAGUUAAACCAGCUCCUGUAAAGAAAGAGCCUGAAGUUCCUAAAGAAAAGGCUCCUGAACCAAAACCCAAAAAAGAAGCAGAAGUUAUCAAAGAGAAAGUAAAACCAGCCCCUGAGAAGAAAGAGGCUGAAGUCAUCAAGGAAAAAGUUAAACCAGCUCCUGUAAAGAAAGAGCCUGACGUUCCUAAAGAGAAGGGACCUGAACCAAAACCCAAAAGAGAAGUCAUCAAGGAGAAACCUAAACCAGCACCUGAAAAGAAAGAGACUGAAGUCAUCAAGGAGAAAGUUAAACCAGCUCCUGUAAAGAAAGAAGUCAUCAAGGAGAAACCUAAACCAGUGCCUGAAAAGAAACAGGCUGAUGUCAUCAAGGAUAAAGUUAAACCAGCUCCUGUUAAGAAAGAAGUCAUCAAGGAGAAACCUAAACCAGCGCCUGAAAAGAAAGAGGCUGAUGUCAUCCAGGAGGAAGUUAAACCAGCUCCUGUUAAGAAAGAAGUCAUCAAGGAGAAACCUAAACCAGCACCUGAAAAGAAAGAGACUGAAGUCAUCAAGGAGAAAGUUAAACCAGCUCCUGUAAAGAAAGAAGUCAUCAAGGAGAAACCUAAACCAGUGCCUGAAAAGAAAGAGGCUGAUGUCAUCAAGGAGAAACUUAAACCAGCUCCUGUUAAGAAAGAAGUCAUCAAGGAGAAACCUAAACCAGCGCCUGAAAAGAAAGAGGCUGAUGUCAUCAAGGAGAAACUUAAACCAGCUCCUGUUAAGAAAGAAGUCAUCAAGGAGAAACCUAAACCAGCACCUGAAAAGAAAGAGACUGAAGUCAUCAAGGAGAACGUUAAACCAGCUCCUGUAAAGAAAGAAGUCAACAAGGAGAAACCUAAACCAGUGCCUGUAAAGAAAGAGGCCGAAGUCAUCAAGGAGAAAGUUAAACCAGCUCCUGUUAAGAAAGAAGUCAUCAAGGAGAAACCUAAACCAGUGCCUGAAAAGAAAGAGGCCGAAGUCAUCCAGGAGAAAGUUAAACCAGCUCCUGUUAAGAAAGAAGUCAUCAAGGAGAGACCUAUACCAGUGCCUGAAAAGAAAGAAGCUGACGUCAUCAAGGAGAAAGUUAAACCAGCUCCUGUAAAGAAAGGGCCUGAAGUUGCUAAAGAAAAGGUACCUGAACCGGCACCAAGAAUAGCACCUGAGAUAACCAAAGAAAAGCCAAAGCCAGCACCAAAGAAAGAGGCCGAAGUCAUCAAAGAGAAAGCUAAACCAUCUCCUGAGAAGAAAGAAGCUGAAGUCAUCAAAAAGAAAGUUAAACCAACUCCUGUAAAGAAAGAGCCCGAAGUUGCUAAAGAAAAGGCAUCUGAAAUGGCACCAAAAAUAGCACCUGAGAUAGUCAAAGAAAAGCCAAAGCCAGCACCAAAGAAAGAGGCUGAAGUCAUCAAAGAGAAACCUAAACCAGCUCCUGAGAAGAAAGAGGGUGAAGUCAUCAAGGAGAAAGUUAAGCCAGCUCCUGUAAAGAAAGAGCCUGAAGUUCAUAAAGAAAAGGCACCUGAACCAGUGUCAGAACCUACAAAGAAAGUUGAGGUUCCAAAGAAAAAGGCAAAACCAGUUCUUAAAGAAAAGGAACCCAAAAUAACCAAAGAAAAGCCAAAGCCAGCACCAAAGAAAGAAGCUGUAGCCAUCAAAGAAGAAGCUAAAGCAGCCCCCGUGAAGGAAGAGGCUGAAAUUGUCAAAGAGAAAGCUAAAGCAACCUCUGUGAAGAAAGAGGCUGAAGUCAUCAAGGAGAAAGCUAAACCAGCUCCUGAGAAGAAAGUGUCUGAAGUCUUCAAGGAGAAAGUUAAGCAAGCACCUCUGAAGAAAGAGCCUGAAGUCUCAAAAGAAAAGUUAUUAGAGCCAAAACCUAAAAAAGAUGAUGUUGGUCUUAUUGGUUUGGACUUGGAACUCCUGAACUCUAUCAACCAAAAACUGUCUCUUCUGGACUUACUGAGGAAGGACAUUGGUGAAAUGAAGAGUGAUCUGGAGUCCACUCAAAAUCAAAUCACACUUUUACGGAUGGACAACAGAACAAUCAAAGAGCCAGAGAUUGUCGGUGUAAAGGUAAAAGCAGCGGUCUCCAAGGAAAAGCUGAAAACAGCAAAAAAAGGCCUUGAUGCUCUGAUGAACGUUACUAAGACAGCACAUAUUAAAACAGAACGUGAUGCACUAAAAAACAUCACUAAACCAGCACCUGCAAAGAAAGAUAAAGAGGCUCCAAAAGCUAAGAUCAGACCAGAGCCCAAAAAGAAAGAAAUCACCCGUGAGAAGGUCAAAGAAGAAAAGGAACCUUUAAAGAAAGAACCUGAGCAGGUUUUUUUAGUCGAGCCAACUGAGAAAGAACCUGUUGUGGAAAAGGAAGUAAAAAGAGAAGAACCUGAUGUCACCAAAGAUAUUCCAGAGAUAGAGGAGGAGGACGUUCCCUACUUCCAGUGUUUCUUUGUGGAUGAGGAUGAUACUCAGUAUCCGUUCUUCCCCUUUUCACCACCGCUGUGGUGAGUCCAGACAAACCUCGCAGUCUGAUGUUAAACAACAUGGCAGAGCCAGUGAAGACGGACCUGUGAACGCUGAGGAACCUGCUGCUCUGAUGCAGUGGAGAACUUCACAGUAGGUCCUACAGAAUUACACCAGCAACGACUUCCUGGAUUUUAAAACUGGAAAACGUCCUUCUCAAAUAAUUUGUCAUUUUGAAGGACAGAGGUUGCAAAUGUUGCACUAUUUAUUAUAUAAUCUUAAGGCUAUCCCUCUUUUUAUUAAUACCAUGGAUUUGCCUUUUGUUUCAGAAUGAUUAAUAUCUAUUUAUGUCCAAGAAGGAAUGUGAGUAUAGUUUGUCCAGACAGCGCUGACUUGAAGUAAUGAAAGAACUAACUUCCUGUCUGAACACUGCAGUGGGUUCAGGAUCUUAAUAUUUUAUACAUACAAGGCACAUAACCUCAUUUUGAUGGGGUGCUAAUUCAAAGCAUUCCACUGUGUUUUCUGUCAGAAUGGGGUUUGAAAGUUGUUCACUGUUCGCACAACUCGAAGGGAGGAUAUAAUUAAUCAAGAAAUAAGUAAACAACGAUUUCAUGUAUCUUUUCGUAGUAAAACUGUUUACUAAACCGUUUACAGAAGUAACAACUGCACUGAGAAAUAAGAGCUUUCCACCGUAAGCUCAGUUCCUCUGAAUGUGUACAUCAUUUUAUUUAUAUUUUUAUUUUACUUUUUAUUUUUGUUUUAUUUCUCUCCUUUUUUUUAGCUUUCCAUACAUUUUAUUUAAUUUAACUUGUCAAACUUUUUAUAAAUCACAGAGGAAACAAAUAUGUUUUAUUUAGUGCUCUUUAUAAAUGAACACACUGGAUUUUGCAUAACAAAAUGAAACUAAAAUGUGGUGCUAAAUCCAAGAAAAUGCAUUAAACAUCAAUGCAACUGCAUAGUUUUAAUAUAUUACAUUGCAAACCCUACUGGUUUUACAUUUCUCCGCAUAACAAUAGUUUAUGUACGAUAAUGUCUGUAAAAAUGUGGAUGUGUUUUUGCAAUAUUACAUGGAUAGUCCUACCUAACAUAGAGCAGCCAAUUAAAUGGCAUUCUGAAUUGUCUAUUGCACAUUAUACUCAUACAGAAGAUAAAAUUAUGUGCCAGAUGAAAUGUAUUGCAUGCAACCACAGUGUUUCUCAGCAUUGCCCCUGGUGGCUCGCUGGCUCAUUACUUCAUUACUUGAUUUAAUGAUGUUAGUGAGUGUUUAAUGGUGUGUACUAGUGAGACACACCAUUAAACUAGUGUGCCGGUGGGCCGCCCCAGAGACAUUUCUUUUACUGCCCGCUGUCUUUUCUGCAGGAGUUCAGCAUGUGGCUCCAUUGAGGAUAAACUCAUGUCUGUACAAAGAGCUUUUUUUCUCUGAUGUACAGUAACUUAGGGUGACUGUAGAUUCUAUUUUCCCCAGACAUGUCCUGGCCAGGAUUUCUAAAUGGCUUAAAAUGUCUGAGUUUUGGCUUUGUUUUUGUACUUGCUGAAGGUAAUGACUGAAAAGUAGUUUGUGCAGGCAUUGUGCUUAAUUGACCAAUUGUGGCGUGCAAGAAGGUGGGAUGCAGAGAACGGUCAAAGCAAUGCAAAUACAUAUAAUGUAUGAGGACUGUAAAUAGCAAGUCAGUAAGAAAACAAAGCCAAAAUCUGGACAUUUUAGGCAAAUUAUCAAUCCUGGCAAGGACAUGUCUGGGAAAAAGAAGAGGUAUAGUCACCUGUACAAAUGCAUAUAGCAAUGUUCACGUGUAACAGAAAUAGGUCUCUUUUGAACUUUUUAAAAAGAUAGUUACUUUAACCAUGGUAGAUUAUAAACGUGUUGGUGUGUUUACAUGCAAACUGUGCAGCAAUGAAUAACAGCAUUUUUCAAUAGUUCAUAUAGUUCUUUAAAAUUUGCGUGGUGUUAUUUUUAAAUCUAAUUUACAGUUCAUAUUUGAAAAAUGUGUUCCUCAAAGAUAACAGUUUUGCAUGAUGGUUGCAUGAAUUUUGUUUAAAAAUGUAUCUAAACCAGACCCUGUUUAAUUCGUGUUUUGUAACACACUAAAAAUGUAUAAUGUAAUAUUG